Messenger RNA from Juglans microcarpa x Juglans regia, 1049 nucleotides. RefSeq names its product NAC domain-containing protein 104-like. Gene Ontology annotation, biological process: system development; regulation of DNA-templated transcription. The record is from RefSeq and is a predicted model, not a curated record. The transcript is spliced from 3 exons. Gene Ontology annotation, molecular function: DNA binding. Bases 168 to 737 code for a protein of 189 amino acids. Lineage: Eukaryota; Viridiplantae; Streptophyta; Magnoliopsida; Fagales; Juglandaceae.
UAACCCAAUUAAGUAUUCGAUUCAUAUUACUUCAACAGGCACCAAUUAAGCAUUCUGAUCUCUCUCUUGAUCUCUCCCUCCCCUCUCUAUAUAUAAUAUACUUGACCAACUUUAAAGUCUCAAAUAUCAGUAAAGUAUUUUCUUUGGAAUUUUUUUACCUUGAAAAGAUGGGAGACAACAUGAGUGGCAACCUUCCUCCUGGUUUUCGAUUCUGCCCAACCGAUGAAGAACUUGUCCUUCACUUUCUCUUUCACAAGGCUUCACUCUUAUUACCAUGCCAUCCCAGCAUCAUUCCGGAUCUGGAUCUUUGUCUGCAAUAUGAUCCUUGGGACUUCAAUGGUAAGACAUUAUCCAGUGGAAGGAUAUUCUACUUCUUCAGCAGGGUGACAGAAAAUCGAGUCACAAAGAAUGGGUAUUGGAAGGAUUUAGAUACUGAUGAAACUGUACUCACAAGUGGUGAAAAGAAAGUGGGAAUCAAAAGAUAUUUUGUUUUCUGCAUUGGACAACCUCCAGCCGGCUUUGAAACGUCUUGGAUAAUGCAAGAAUAUCAUCUUUACAACCACAGGGAUAGUGGUAAAUGGGUUUUGUGCCGAGUUCAUGAGAGGGAACAGGGCAAUUUUGGAGAUCAUCACUACUACAGCGACAACGAAGAUAAUAGAACAGAACUUUCAAGCCCAGAUGAAAUCUGUCUAUCGAUCAUGGAUGAUGAUCUUGAUGAUCAAAUAAGUUUUGCCUAAAGAGUACUUAAUUUUGGCGUUGAAUUAAUGGGGAUUAACUACUGAUCAUCAUGUUAUAUUUAUUGUUAAUAUUACUACUGCUAGAUUAUCAUAUAUUAUAGAUUAUAUAUAUAUAUAUAUUAUAUGAGGAUGUUGAUCAUCAUGAUCUGAUCAUGAGCUUUAGAUUGCUAUAAAGUGUUAGGCCUUGUGAUUUCUUUAGAUGUGAAGCUUAGUGAAAGAGUUAGAUUGAUAUCUAUUUUGGAAAUAUGAUGCAUAUAUGGGUUCUGAUCUUUUGUAUUCGUUAAUUAUUAAUUAAGAGUAAUUAGGUUCAUA